AUGGAACAACAAGAAUUGAAUGAUCUCUGUGAGGUGUCUGGAUAUGCAAAACGAAAGCUACCAUUUAGAUAUUUGCGUGUACCCGUUUCAGCAAAAAGAUUAUCGCCAGGAGAUUGUGAGAAAUUUAGGCAAUCCUCUGGAACUGGCAUUGAUGUUUCCAUGUUUGGAGAGGCAGAAUUGUGUAAUGCAGAUAUAUAUGAGCUGGCGGUGAAGGCAGAGGCAUUGGAGGAUGGAAAUGUGUCCACAAAUUUCCAGAUUACUCAGGCAGUUUUUGAAAAGGAGAAAGGCAAAUUCAAAAUUAGGGUGGUGAAGCAAGUUAAUGGCAUGCAGUAUGAAUUGCAAGAGAUUUAUGGCAAUGGGAAUUCAGUUGAUAAGGACUUUGAUGGAAAUGAUAAUGGGAAGGAAUGUGUUGUUUGUCUUUCUGAACCUAGAGACACUACUGUACUUCCAUGCCGACACAUGUGCAUGUGCAGUGGAUGUGCACAAGUUUUGAGAUUCCAAACAAAUCGUUGUCCUAUUUGUCGUCAGCCAGUUGACCGAUUCUUGGAGAUUAAGGUCAGCGAAGCUGCUGAAGAGUAA
This is a messenger RNA of Solanum lycopersicum (tomato), 579 nucleotides long. Lineage: Eukaryota; Viridiplantae; Streptophyta; Magnoliopsida; Solanales; Solanaceae. The record is from RefSeq and is a predicted model, not a curated record.